UUGGGUCAUGGGUUUUGGCUGGCUGCCUGGAUCUGGUGCUGGGAACUAGCAACAGCUUCAAAUCGUCCGAACCGCGAGCAUGAGGGGUGAAUCAAGGGGCGAGAGAUGGCCGAAACCCUGACAUCCUUUCCUAGGCGACCUACUGGACCGGGAGCGGAAGGUGGAGGGACGCUGACCCGAGAAGGGACUGGGUCUGCUCCGGGUUGGCCAGUAGGGCUCACGCCUUAUCGACCCGGUUGCUCUUUCCUAUGGCCCUGUCCCUCCCGCUUCUCCCUGAUGUGACUUUCUGGGGUCUGGAGGAUGGCUCAUCACACCUCCCGCCUCUCGGGACGGACGUCCUCCUCCUCGUCGUGUCCCUCGUGCCCCUAGGAUUCUGCCCUUUGGCCCAGACCAUUUCUGCCUAAGCUUUCCUCAACCUUCCGUAUCCCCGACAGCACUAAGAACCAUUGUCAGAAGAGCCUUACUGCCCACAUAAGCAAGCCCUCCUCCUCUCUCGAGCAUUCUUAAAAAGAGGCCAAAGGCCUUUAAGGACUUUGAGUUUGGAAGAUAAAGAUGUGUUCGCUUCACAUUUAAUUAGCUGGUUGUGACGCUGACCAGACCAGCUAGUUCCUGGUCCUUCCUUCUGAAGUUGAAGUAUUAGAGUCUAUCUAUCUGGAUGAACUACAGGUGAUGAAAGGAAAUGGCAGAUCUUCACCAUGGGAGAUCUUUAUCACUUUGCACCCUGCCACCGCAGAGGUCCAAGAUUCUCAGUUUGUCUGCUUUACUCUGGUGCUUCAGGUCCCAGUGCAGUACCCCCAUGAGGUGCCACAGAUCUCCAUCCGUAACCCCCGAGGGCUUUCAGAUGAGCAGAUUCACAAGAUCUCACAGGCACUGGGCCAUGUGGCCAAGGAGGGGCUAGGCACAGCCAUGCUCUAUGAACUCAUUGAGAAAGGGAAGGAAAUUCUCACAGACAACAACAUCCCCCAUGGUCAGUGUGUCAUCUGCCUCUAUGGUUUCCAGGAAAAGGAGGCCUUUACCAAAACACCCUGUUAUCACUACUUCCACUGCCACUGCCUUGCUCGGUAUAUCCAGCACAUGGAACAAGAGCUGAAGACACAAGGACAGGAACAGGAGCGACAGCAUGUUGUCACCGAACAGAAGGCAGUCGGUGUGCAGUGUCCUGUGUGCAGGGAGCCCCUUGUGUAUGAUCUUGCCUCGCUGAAAGCAGCCCCUGAACCCCAACAACCCAUGGAGCUUUACCAACCCAGUGCAGAGAGCUUGCGCCAACAGGAAGAGCUCAAGAGGCUCUAUCAGAGGCAACAGGAGAAGGGUGGCAUCAUUGACCUUGAAGCUGAACGGAACCGGUACUUUAUUAGCCUUCAGCAGCCUCCUGCUGCUGUGGAGCCUGAGUCGGUUGUAGAUGUCUCCAGAGAACCACAACCACCUACUGCCCUUUCUGCAGAACAAUCUACUUCCCUAGCUACCCAGUCAGCCGUGCCAACUCCUCUACCCAUGGCUACUCAGUGUGUGUAUGAGAAGAUUCCAGGGGCUGGCCCAAAUCAACAAAGGCUGGGUGAGACCAAGAAAUCCAUGCUAGAUCCUCCACGAUCUGGUCGUGGAUCCUGGCGACGGUAUGAUCGGAGGCACCCGAAAGGAGGGGAGUGCUGUACCACAAAAGGUACCAGUGAUAUCCAAGAACUACCACCUCCUGAGAAGCCUCUCAAAGAGCCUGUGGACUUAAAACCAGAACCCCGUAACAAAGGGCUUACAGGUCUUCCUCAGGAGAAAGGGCCUGGUAGCUGGCAGGGCUCCACAGCUCGCAGGACUCGGGACUGUGCUCGCUGGGAACGCUCCAAAAGCCGUACACCAGGUUCUUCCUACUCCCACCUACCUCGGGGCCAGGGAGCAUACCGGUCUGGGACUCGCAGGGAGCCCCUGGGCUUGGAAUCCGAGGAAGGUUCCUAGCAGUACUGUGGGGGGACAGGGAAUUGGGGGUGGGAGGGAGGCAAUAAAGAGAUUUGG
Messenger RNA from Microtus ochrogaster (prairie vole), 2001 nucleotides. It is a transcript of the gene Rnf25, whose product is annotated as ring finger protein 25. The record is from RefSeq and is a predicted model, not a curated record. Lineage: Eukaryota; Metazoa; Chordata; Mammalia; Rodentia; Cricetidae. Gene Ontology annotation, molecular function: ubiquitin protein ligase activity; protein binding. Gene Ontology annotation, biological process: protein ubiquitination. Gene Ontology annotation, cellular component: nucleus.